AAUUACAGCGAAUCGACGUUACCCGUCUCGCGCUGGCAGUUUUCGGUGUGGCGGCUGUUUUAUUUAUAGCGGAGGAGGUCGCGGUGGGAUCUAAAAGCUCCUCGACUCACCAGUAUCACCAGCACAUUCACACCGAGCUCGUCUCGCACCGGAACUUAAAAAUCGACCCAUUGAUAGAUCGGAUCUAUAACUUGAAGGGAAAAGUUUUUCUCUUUUUUGAAAAUCGCAAACCGGUCUCCUAUCGCGGCGAUAACUCGUGUACGUUGCUUCGAUCGGAGUUCUAGGGCCCUCUGGGAAAGGAACAUGUGACUUUUGUACCGCUGCAGCUGGGUAACAAAGUGAUCGAUUUGGUGUUAAUAUAGUGGAGUUGAAGUUUCACGUGUCGCGCAUGGUUAAAAACUCGUUUAUUGAUAGGUAGAUUGAUCGAGGCCCUUGCGUCGGUGCAAACUACAAUGAUUAAUCACCACGUUUAUUAGGAUUAACGUAUCUCGGAAUUGCUUAUGGAUUGCCAUGAUUUUACGGCCAGAUUUCUGAAUUUCUAAGCACGAUUAGAAACCGAGAUAUAAUUUAUUAUAAAAUUGCAAUUAUUUUUAACAAACCAUUAUUUGGUCUCCAAGCGCGACAAAAAUGUAGUGAAACGUAACUAAUUUGGAACGCGUAACUUCAUCAAUAUCUUGUUUUAAUUUUAUUUAAUCUGCUGUUUUAUGCCUUGCAAAAUUAGAGGCUGAAUUAUAUGGCCCAGAAUGCAAUUCUUUAAUAAUAAUUGCAGAAUUGAUCACUGUCGAGGUUUAUCGUUGAUGCUAAAAAUUGAUGCUGAUGAGUCAAGGUCAGGGCUAGAGAGAUUUAUAUGUCCGAUAUACUCUUGAAGAUGUCACAGACUGUUACACUAACUUGUCGGCAUCGAUCCAAAGAUCGGGCGAUUCUAGAGCAGCGAAUUCCAAUUUUCAGAAGACACGGUAUUUUCUCGAAAAUAUGAUACCAUUCAUUCGAAUAUCGAGUAUACAUGCAUAGUUAUAUCAUUUAUACCAUUACACAGUCGGCUAGUUUAUAUAAAAGCGAGAAGUUUGAAAACGAGGACGCUUUCAAAAGUUCAAAUUGGCAUUCGGUGCGAAAUAAGAGAAGCCUGAUAAAUUCAAAGUCUAUUUAGAAUGCAUUAAACAGCGUCAUAGAUAAAAAUUGGAACUAAACGUUAAACCGCAUAUCAUAAAUUUGAAUAGAGAAGUGAAAAAGAAUUACUCGUAUAUUCCAUAAUAAAUACAGAUAUUGUCAUAAUGUCAAAUGCAUAUCAAAGCAAGAUUUUGUGGAAUCCAGUAAGCAAUUCUAAUAAUCUCAAUCCUCAACUAGUAAUUGUAAAAGUCUGUCAUCCAUCAAUUAUGGCGAGAAGCGAUAACUUAAUUUCUUAAAUCUUUAAUCGAGCGUCUGAAUCGACGGGUCCUAUUUCGAUGCACCUAUCCUACAUGGAACUCUAUGUGUGCCGUGUAUUUGUGUCGAGCAAAUUAAAUGAAGGCAGGCGGUAGGUCGUGAUAAAUGCGGCUCCGAACCAGAACUCGACGAAUCUCGUGUCGGAAGUUGACGGACUCGCGAAGCUGACGAAAAUUACUCCAGUCGACUGGAGACGCGCGUAACCCUCUUCUCUUCGGUGGCAACAAGCAUCGUAAUAUCUUUGGUGCACCUCGAGCUUCCGUACGUCAACUUUUGCUUCUCAAGAUGGCACAUCUACGGCGUCCAAUGAGGCGGGAGCAUUACAAGCCUUUUGGAAGAAGAAGGGGCUCGGCGGACUCGAACUACUCGCAGCCGAGCUCGGAUCUUUCGCUGGACGAGGAGAAGGAGAGCUUGCGACGCGAGAAGGAGAGGCAGGCCCUCAAUCAACUCGAAAAAGCCAGAUCGAAGCCGGUAGCGUUUGCAGUGCGGACUAACGUGAGCUAUGACGGAUCCGUCGACGAUGACUCACCUGUCCACGGUUCGGCCGUCAGCUUCGACGUCCGUGACUUUCUUCACAUCAAGGAGAAGUACGACAACAACUGGUGGAUCGGCAGGCUCGUGAAAGAGAAUUGCGACGUGGGUUUCAUCCCGUCGCCCGUGAAGCUGGAGGCCUUAAGGUUGCAGGCGAGCGCCGCGCGUGGCACGAAGGGCCUCUACUCGACGCGAGGAGGGUCUUCAGGGAACCUUGGCGAGAGUGGUAUGCCCUCACGUGGUUCCACACCACCUACGCCAGGUGACGACAGCGAUAGCGUCGGGAACGUACGACCCGGCAAGGCCACCCUGACGACCCCACCUGCUAAGGAGAAGCGGAAGAACUUCUUCAAGAAGCCGUCCUACGAGACGACGACUCCCUACGACGUGGUACCUUCCAUGAGGCCCGUGGUGCUGGUCGGGCCGUCGCUCAAGGGCUACCAAGUGACGGAUAUGAUGCAGAAGGCACUCUUCGAUUUUCUCAAACAUCGCUUCGAAGGCAGAAUUAUUAUCACAAGGGUAAUGGCGGAUAUAUCGUUAGCGAAGAGGUCCUUGCUGAACAAUCCAACUAAAAGAGCAAUCAUGGAACGAUCGACCAGUAGGAGCAGUUGUUUAGCGGAAGUUCAACAGGAGAUCGAGAGGAUUUUCGAACUUGCUAGGACUCUUCAGCUAGUUGUUUUGGAUUGCGACACCAUAAACCACCCGUCGCAAUUGGCGAAGACCAGCUUAGCGCCCACUAUCGUUUACUUGAAGAUUUCUUCGCCGAAGGUGCUGCAGAGGUUGAUCAAGACUCGAGGAAAGUCGCAGAUGCGUCACCUUAACGUACAAAUGGUGGCCGCGGAAAAGUUGGCGCAGUGCCCGCCAGAGAUGUUCGAUGUCAUCCUGGACGAGAAUCAGUUAGAGGAGGCAUGCGAACACGUGGCCGAGUACCUGGAAGCUUACUGGAGGGCGACGCAUCCGCCCGACUUUUCGACGGUGCCACGCGCCGUGCCUGCACCCGACGCACCGGCGGACACGUACCCGCAACGCGUGCCAUCAGGUGCCCCUCAUGAGCCUUACUAUCAUCGAAGAGGGGCCAGAGAUGACGGUACGAGAAGGUCGCGGCUGGAGCGGAUGGAUCGCGAUCGAAGCGAUCGCAUGGAUCACGACUACAGCGAGGAGGAACACGGCGUCGAUUACGGUAGUGCCUCGAGACGUCGCCAGCAGCAGGACUCGCGUGCUCUUAAUGCUAUUUAGGAGCUGGGGCCCCGGGGCCUGUCGCUUCAGCGCUGUCCCCACCUGCGCACCACCGCCCUUUAGCGGGCUCGCCUCCCGGUAACGCUACCGAACGCUAGGAAGUGCGCAACGCUACCUCGCGAUAAGAUCGCUGCGCUCUGUUAGUGGGGCUGUUUCCUGUCGCGCUGCUAUAUGCUAAGAAAGACAAGAAGAGUACAGAAAUCCAGAUCGGCUGACAGCACACGCCACCAACGAAUGUAAAAGGAAAAGAGAUGCUACCAUAAUAUCGAUUCUAUCCGGGCGCACCUCGACGAUCUCGAGACCGUCGACGAUUCAUCUCCGCGUACCUUAUUCCACCGUGAAACCUCGCUAUCGAUACGCUACCCGUCGCCAUGGGGCGCGCACGUCAAUCCCGGAAACCUUUCACGCUUGCAUCUUUAUUCGCGCUACCUGCAAGGGAAAAGUACAAAUCGCAACGCAACAUUUUAUUGCCGUUUAAUUAGGGGAUACGAGUUCAGUUGCGAACACGACUGCUGGGGAAAUUUUUUGCCAUGCUCUAAACGCGCAUCCUUAUCUUCCGCAAGCACUCGCAUCUGUAAUAAUACACCACUUACGAGUAUACGCUGCUGUUAUUCCUUUUUACUCUACUGCACGGAAAGGAAAUUAUGUAUCAACCAAAAUCUGUAUUCUUAAUAAUCUGGAUACUUGCUUAAUAUUGCAAUCCAUAGCAAACACAAUCGCGGCAGCCCGUGAACGUUCGAUUCAAGCAACUUCUUGUUUCUUUUUCAUUCAACAGCAUUUUUUUCCGUGUAGAUACUUCGAUAACAUUCGCGAUCAACUUAAUUGUACAAUUAUACUUAAUGAAGGGAACAUGUCAACAUGCCCAUCCCCGCUCAUUGUAACGACUAAGC
This is a messenger RNA of Vollenhovia emeryi, 4079 nucleotides long. It is a transcript of the gene Ca-beta, whose product is annotated as voltage-dependent L-type calcium channel subunit beta-2. The transcript is spliced from 11 exons. The record is from RefSeq and is a predicted model, not a curated record. Gene Ontology annotation, molecular function: high voltage-gated calcium channel activity; protein binding. Gene Ontology annotation, biological process: calcium ion transmembrane transport; neuromuscular junction development; regulation of voltage-gated calcium channel activity. Bases 1708 to 3189 code for a protein of 493 amino acids. Lineage: Eukaryota; Metazoa; Arthropoda; Insecta; Hymenoptera; Formicidae. Gene Ontology annotation, cellular component: voltage-gated calcium channel complex.